Acaulospora colombiana is the source of this 242-nucleotide messenger RNA. The record is from the annotation of a GenBank genome assembly. NCBI's taxonomy places the organism in Eukaryota, Fungi, Glomeromycota, Glomeromycetes, Diversisporales, Acaulosporaceae.
AUGCCAGUUCGAACUCAUCCAGGACUUAUCUCAAGGAGAAAGUCUCAACUAUUCUGACGCUUCUUUCUACGAAGAACUUUGUGAGUAAGGCGAGCGUUGAAAAAUCAUCCGCAGUUGCCAACCGUUCUUAUUAUCGCGCCUAUGUCGGACCUUUAACUGACGAUGUCGAUAAGGAUUCAUUGAAGACAAUUCUCGAAACUGCGUUUGGCACAGUGGAAACGCUUGACUUUAUCCCGGGGAAG